Drosophila innubila is the source of this 1131-nucleotide messenger RNA. RefSeq lists its product as uncharacterized. The record is from RefSeq and is a predicted model, not a curated record. The transcript has 2 exons. NCBI's taxonomy places the organism in Eukaryota, Metazoa, Arthropoda, Insecta, Diptera, Drosophilidae. Bases 62 to 859 code for a protein of 265 amino acids.
UAUUUCUUGGUUUAAACUACAAUUGUUUUUUAUUAAAGUAAACUGAGAAUUAAUAAAAAAUAUGUCCGCUGAUAAUGUGCCAUUAAUAUCCACUUCAAGAGGACCAUCGGCCGUGCAGUUCGGAGCAAGCAAAGAAUUCCAAACACGAACACAUCAACAGGAGUUGGACAGCGCAUUUCUCGGUAAUGAGAGGCGGCCAUGGAUGAAUGCUAGGUCGAAAGUGGAUCAGCGCAGGGAGAAUGAAUCAAUAAAGCUAUUGCUAGGUCAGGGCUACAACAAUUCAAACAAUGUGGAGAAACUACUCGAGGAGAACAUCAGUUUCCGUGACCUGGGCUCGCUGACCGAUGAAGAUUUGCAGAUGUUUGGCUUUGCAUCGACCAAGGACCGCAAAGAAUUGAUUAAAAUGUUUGGACAGUUGGCCAACCAGGAUCCUAGCUAUGACUACAUUUGCCAGGCGAAUGCUGCUAAAGGCUACAACAAUCAGAUUGUUGGCAAUGCCGCCAAUCACCUCACAUUCCUGCGCUCCUCACUGACGGCCACCAACUACAAGCUGCAGAUGAUGCCGCCAGAGGAUGUGAUUGUGGGAGAUAAACGAUAUGCGAGUCGCUUCGCCUUGGAUGCGUUAAACAGCGUGCAGUCAAUCUCAGAUGAGCUGGCAAAGGAUUUGUGCAAACUGGAACAGCUGACAAUGGAUCAUAGACAUAGGACUCAGAAUGGCAAUGCAUCGCCAACCAAAGAGAAGAACUUGAAGAUUUUAUACUACACAGCUAUUGCGCUGGGAACAGCUUGUGCCUGGUUCUGGUGGUGGUCGAAGCGCAGCCAGAGCCCCAGCUUGGAUAAUCUCUCGGUUAAAAUCUAAAAACAUUCCAAAUAUUUACUGUUUACCAUAUGCAUUUGAAUGCUCGAUACUCGUAUUAUCAGACUGUAAGCAUUUCACUGAAUGAAAUCAACUUUUAUGUUCUCAUUUAUAGUCUAAAGAUUUACUUUUUCGCAUAUUCCAAUAUAUUAUAGAGUAAAAGUUAAGCUUAAUGUUAUUGGUUUAUUGAAACUGACAAACUGCAUUGAAAUCUCGAUUUAACAUUUAAUAAAUACAAUUUGAUGAGCACAAUUAUUAAAAGCAAUCAGAAUGAA